Molecule: messenger RNA, 820 nt
Organism: Macrosteles quadrilineatus (aster leafhopper)
Lineage: Eukaryota; Metazoa; Arthropoda; Insecta; Hemiptera; Cicadellidae
Gene: Prx5
Product: peroxiredoxin-5, mitochondrial
Exons: 4
Coding region: 56-640 (194 amino acids)
Biological process (GO): cell redox homeostasis; cellular response to oxidative stress; hydrogen peroxide catabolic process
Cellular component (GO): cytoplasm; peroxisome; mitochondrion
Molecular function (GO): thioredoxin peroxidase activity
Source: RefSeq, a predicted model, not a curated record
GUCAGGAAGCGGCCAUUGUAGACCAAACCUGUAAGCCUAUCGUCUGCCGACAACCAUGCAAUCGAUUUGGAGAAAGCCACUAGUAAACCUGCUCAACGACGCUGCAGUCAGUAGACUACUGUCUUUGGAAGCUCUUCGUACUUUACACACGACAAACAGACUAAACAUGCCUAUCAAGAUUGGAGACAAAAUCCCCAGCGUCGAGCUGUAUGAGAACACCCCUACAAAUAAGGUGAACAUUGCCACAAUCUGCGAGGGAAAGAAGGUCGUCCUGUUUGCUGUCCCUGGAGCUUUCACACCUGGCUGUUCACAGACUCAUCUGCCUGGAUAUGUGAGUGAUGCUGACAACCUCAAGGCCAAAGGUAUCUCCGAGAUCAUCUGCGUGUCUGUAAACGACCCGUUUGUCAUGGCAGCUUGGGCAAAAGAUCAGAAAACUGAAGGAAAGGUGCGGCUACUGGCUGACCCAGCAGGAGCUUUCACCAAGGCCUUGGACCUUACCACAGACUUACCACCUCUAGGAGGACUGAGAUCCAAGCGGUACUCCAUGCUGGUCGAAAACGGAGUCGUAACUAACCUCAACGUAGAGCCCGAUGGCACCGGCCUCAGUUGCUCUCUGUCCAAGAACCUCAAAGUGGCCUAGACUUAAGAUAUUAAGUUCCUUUUCUAUGUUUACCCAAUAUAUCCAGAGAUUCAAUUUGCAUUUAGUUAAAAUUUUUGUCAACACAUGUUCAUUGUAGUGAUUUAUUAAUACCAAAGUUCUGGCUUCAUAGCACUACUGUUGUUGAAAAUUGUUUUAGAAAAUAAAAGUUAAGUUAAUUGA